This is a messenger RNA of Alosa alosa (allis shad), 1344 nucleotides long. It is a transcript of the gene gmpr, whose product is annotated as guanosine monophosphate reductase. The record is from RefSeq and is a predicted model, not a curated record. Gene Ontology annotation, cellular component: GMP reductase complex. Gene Ontology annotation, molecular function: GMP reductase activity. Gene Ontology annotation, biological process: nucleotide metabolic process. The coding region runs from base 260 to 1297 and encodes 345 amino acids. Lineage: Eukaryota; Metazoa; Chordata; Actinopteri; Clupeiformes; Clupeidae. The transcript is spliced from 9 exons.
GCGUCAGGGAGUGUGUGUGAGCAAGGGAGGGCGUGUAGGGACGAGAGAGAGGGGAGGACGACAGCCUGACCAAAUAAAGCCAUGGGGGAGUGUGUGUGUGUGGCCCCCCCGUCUCUAUAAAUACGUUACGCGUCUGCAGGAUCAGGUUUGGCGGCUGGGUCUUCUCGGCUGCGCACACACACACACACACACACUCACUCGGCUCUCCACCGCUUUCCGCCGACACACACUCUCACACACACACACCGACGCCCGCGCCAUGCCUCGAGUGGACGCAGACCUCAAGCUGGACUUCAAGGAUGUCCUGUUCAGACCAAAGAGGAGCAGCCUGAAGAGCCGCUCCGAGGUGGACUUGCAGAGGACCUUUACAUUCCGUAACUCCAAGCAGACGUAUAAUGGCAUCCCCAUCAUCGCCGCCAACAUGGACACCACGGGUACCUUCGAGAUGGCCCAGGUUCUGAGCAAACACACUCUCUUCACGGCUAUGCAGAAGCACUAUUCCCUGGAGGAGUGGAAGAAGUUUGCUGCUGAUCACCCAGAAUGCUUAGAGCAUGUAGCGGCUAGCUCGGGCAGUGGGAAAGCGGAUCUAGAGCGUCUGAGUGCCAUCCUGGAGGCCGUUCCUCAGGUGCGCUACAUCUGCCUGGACGUGGCUAACGGCUACUCCGAGCACUUCGUGGAGUUCGUCAAGACGGUCCGAGAGAAGUUCCCCACACACACCAUCAUGGCUGGUAACGUGGUGACAGGAGAGAUGGUGGAGGAACUUAUUCUGACCGGUGCUGACAUCAUCAAAGUGGGCAUCGGACCAGGGUCAGUGUGCACGACACGAAUCAAGACUGGCGUGGGCUACCCACAGCUGAGCGCCGUCAUAGAGUGUGCCGACUCCGCCCAUGGGCUCAAGGGACACAUCAUCUCAGAUGGUGGCUGCAGCUGUCCUGGUGACGUGGCCAAGGCUUUUGGAGCCGGAGCUGACUUUGUCAUGCUGGGUGGCAUGUUGGCGGGUCACGACCAGUGUGCCGGUGACAUCAUCGAGAAGGACGGGAAGAAGUUCAAAAUGUUCUAUGGCAUGAGCUCGGACACGGCCAUGAAGAAAUACGUCGGGGGAGUGGCCGAGUACAGGGCAUCGGAGGGUCGGACGGUGCAGGUGCCAUAUAAGGGCGACGUGGAGAACACAAUCCGGGAUGUCCUGGGCGGCUUGCGGUCCACCUGCACGUAUGUGGGGGCCGCCAAACUCAAGGAGCUGAGCCGGAGGACCACCUUCAUCAGAGUCACACAGCAGUCUAGUCACAUGUUCACCUAGUCACACACACACACACACACACUCACACAUACACACACACACACACA